GCGGGCGGAGGAGACCCGGGAAAGGGCGGGCGGGCGCGCGGUGCCGGCAGCGGCGCGGCUGGAGCACUGCCGGACGAGGGGGCAGACUGAGCGGGACGCUGCCCGGAGAGGGGACGGCGCGAGCAGCAGGCACGUCUGCACGACCCCCGCGCCCAGACCUCGCAGGAUUCCGGCCCCUCAGCGACACGCGCCGGCGGAGCCCCCCAUGAAGCCGCCCGCCGCGCAGGGCAGCCCCGCGGCCGCAGCGGCCGCAGCCCCGGCCUUGGACUCUGCCGACGCGGGGGACCUGACGGACGCGCUGUGCGAGUUCGAUGCGGUGCUGGCCGACUUCGCGUCGCCCUUCCACGAGCGCCACUUCCGCUACGAGGAGCACCUGGAGCGCAUGAAGCGGCGCAGCAGCGCCAGCGUCAGCGACAGCAGCGGCUUCAGCGACUCCGAGAGUGCUGAAUCGCUUUAUAGGAACAGCUUCAGCUUCAGUGAUGAAAAACUGAAUUCUCCAACAGACAGCACUCCAGCUCUGCUCUGUCCUUCUGCUCCUGCUCGGAAAGCCAAACUUGGAGAUACGAAAGAGCUAGAAGACUUUAUUGCUGAUCUCGACAGAACCUUAGCAAGUUUCAGACAGACCUACCUACUAUUAGGUGGAAACUUCUUCUGCAGUUUCUGUUUACUAGAAGACGUUAUCACCCAUACCAUCCUCCAUCAGAAGACCAAGGUCUGUUUUGACAGAGACGAUUGUAAUUGCAACACAAUUUGUGUUAGACCCGUGGAACGUGCUUGUUGGCGUCAUGAAAAUUGCAGCAGGCUGCCCAGUCAUACCAGUUCUUCAGACGUAUAUUACAUGGGAAGCCUGCCAUUAAGUUUGGUGCUUGGAUGCCUGUCUGGGAGGUGUGCUCUGGUUAAGCAUGUGAGCUAAGUCGCUUCAGUCAUGUCUGACUCUUUUCGAUCUUACAGACCGUAGCCUGCCAGGUUCCUCUGUCCAUGGGAUUCUCCAGGCAAGAAUACUGGCAUGGGUUGCCAUGCCCUCCUCCAGGGGUCCUUCCCAACCCAGGAAUCAAACCUGCAUUGGCAGGCGGGUUCUUUCCCACUAGUGCCGCCUGGGAAGCACAUGGUUAAGCAUAGGAAUUGUCAACUUUCGUGAGUGGAUCACCUUCUCUGUCUCCUAUUGACAGGCAUGUGAAACAAGAAGUUCUGGGUCCUUCCAUCCUAAGGGAGAAGUUUCAGAAAGCUCAGAGGACCUGAUGAAAUCAGC
Molecule: messenger RNA, 1249 nt
Organism: Bubalus bubalis (water buffalo)
Lineage: Eukaryota; Metazoa; Chordata; Mammalia; Artiodactyla; Bovidae
Gene: RGCC
Product: regulator of cell cycle
Exons: 5
Coding region: 206-913 (235 amino acids)
Biological process (GO): regulation of cell cycle
Cellular component (GO): cytoplasm
Molecular function (GO): protein kinase activator activity; protein kinase binding
Source: RefSeq, a predicted model, not a curated record